Molecule: messenger RNA, 1589 nt
Organism: Andrographis paniculata
Lineage: Eukaryota; Viridiplantae; Streptophyta; Magnoliopsida; Lamiales; Acanthaceae
Product: probable trehalose-phosphate phosphatase H
Exons: 10
Coding region: 350-1471 (373 amino acids)
Biological process (GO): trehalose biosynthetic process
Molecular function (GO): trehalose-phosphatase activity
Source: RefSeq, a predicted model, not a curated record
UUCCUACUCACUUGCUUUUACACACUCUGCAAAAUCUUUUGGUUAAUUAGUUCUGUGUUUGUAAUUGUGGCCUGAGAUUGGUUGGGAGUUGCUGUUUUGGCACUUGUCCAUUCAUUUAUUUUAUUCAAUUCAUUCAUAUAUAUCGUCUCCGAUCCCCACAUAAUUUAAUUUUAGCACUCAGGGACAGAGACACCUCUGUUUUCGCCUUCCAAACACUGCCUUACGCCUCUAGAGAUAUUUUAGGUAACAGGUUUUGCCUUGCCUUACUUCAGACCCCUGUUUUAGCCUAUAUAACUAAUGCCCUGUUUGGCGCUUUCUCUACUACCAAAAAGCGAUAUAUUGUGCGUAUAUGGCCAGGGAAGAUCCACCACCGCGAACGGCGGCGGCGGCGCAGCAGCAGGCGGCGGAGGCUUACUUAACUUUUUCAAAUAAUGAUAAUAAGAUUAUUAAGACGUGGGUGGAUUCCAUGAGAGCUUCUUCUCCGACUCCCGCCAGACAUACUGAUACUGAUAGCUCUUGGAUGGUGCGUCAUCCAUCGGCUCUGGACAUGUUGGAGGAGAUCGCAACAGCUUCAAAGGGGAAACAAAUUGUGAUGUUCCUCGACUACGAUGGCACCCUCUCACCCAUUGUUCAGGAUCCUGAUCGAGCCUUCAUGUCCCAACCAAUGAGGGCCACAGUGAGGCAACUGGCUGGAUAUUUUCCCACAGCAAUUGUGAGUGGGAGAUGCCGUGACAAGGUGUACAGUUUCGUGCGUUUAACAGAGGUGUACUAUGCUGGCAGCCAUGGCAUGGACAUUAAAGGCCCCUCCCCCUCCCCCUCCCCCUCCAACUGUAACAACAAAGGGUCUGAGGCUGUUCUUUGCCAACCAGCCAGGGAAUUCAUUCCCAUCAUUAAUCAAGUUUAUAGAGCUCUUUUGGAGGUUACAAAAUCUACCCAAGGUGCAAGAGUGGAGAACAACAAAUUUUGCGUUUCUGUACAUUUUCGAUGUGUUGAUGAAAAGAAAUGGAGUGAACUGGCCAGGCAAGUUGGCUCUGUCUUAGAAGGGUAUCCAAACCUCAGAUUGACCCAAGGAAGAAAGGUGCUAGAAAUCAGACCAACAAUUAAUUGGGACAAAGGAAAGGCUCUUGAAUUCCUCUUAGAGUGUCUCGGCUACGCUGACCGGAAUGACGUCUUCCCGGUUUACAUCGGGGAUGAUCGAACGGAUGAAGAUGCUUUCAAGGUGCUACGAGAAAGAGGAGAAGGAUUCGGGAUCGGGAUCGUGGUGUCGAAAAACCCGAAAGAAACAAAUGCUUUGUAUUCGUUGCAAGAACCAUCAGAAGUGAUGACAUUCUUGAGACGUUUGGUGGGGUGGAAAGCAAUGGCUCUCAAGAUCAAGAGGAGGAAAUUCAAACAAUGGAGAAUGAGAAGAAGCAGCAGUAGCAGCAUCUGGAUUAACGAUCACCAUAUCAACUUGCCUUUGCCAAAUUACUGACAAGACUACACGUACUUUCUUAAUUUCUUCCUUAAUUAUAUUACAUCAAUUUUAUAAUCUAUGUUUCUUUCUGUUCAUCUUUCCGUCUUGGAUUUUUUCAGGCCCCGAACAAAAAUUA